AUGAAGCACGAGUCGCGAUCGCACAGCGCAGGCGGGAGCACACGUCUGCGCACGGCGCUGCAGAGAUGCAAAGAGGAAUCCGUCACUUUUUUUUAUUAUCCGAUCCCAGAAGGGCGAUUAUUCGCAGUGGUCGCGUCAUCCACUCGUGACCACUCUUGUCCCUUUGUUCUCGCGCUGUACGAGCGUGCGGUGCUUGUAAAGCACCAAGACUCGCGUCGUUUUAAAUUCCCUUCCUCUCGGCAGAGUGCGGUGCACCUAGCCCAGGUGCGUUCAUCUGAACCCCUCUCUCAUUCCGGUGUAUUUACAUUCACAGUGCCUCGUACCAUUUUCCUGCGUUACCGUCAACCAAUAUUCGUACGCUUUCCGUUGUCACCCAAAACGCUCUUCAGCGCGAAGACAAGGAUCGCAGAGAUCUGGCAGUGCGGUGGCUCACUGGAGAUCGUCACGUGCUCGCACGUGGGACACGUGUUCCGCAAGGCCACGCCGUACACCUUCCCUGGCGGCACCGGCCAGGUGAUCAACAAGAACAACCGGCGCCUGGCCGAGGUGUGGAUGGACGAGUUCAAGGACUUCUUCUACGUCAUCUCCCCUGGUGUGACCAAGGUGGAGUACGGCGACGUGUCGCAGCGCAAGCAGCUGCGCGAGCGGCUGCAGUGCCAGCCCUUCUCCUGGUACCUGGAGAACAUCUACCCCGACUCGCAGAUCCCGCGCCACUACUACUCGCUCGGGGAGAUCCGCAACAUGGAGACCAACCAGUGCUUGGACAACAUGGGGCGGAAGGAGAACGAAAAGGUCGGCAUCUUCAACUGCCACGGCAUGGGAGGCAACCAGGUGUUCUCGUACACGGCGGAGCAGGAGCUGCGCUCGGACGACCUCUGCCUGGACGUGUCGCGGCUCAACGGGCCCGUCGUGAUGCUCAAGUGCCACCACCUCAAGGGAAACCAGCUGUGGCACUACGACCGUGAGCGCGUGACCCUGAGGCACGUGAACAGCAACCAGUGCUUGGACCGGGCGGGAGAGGAGGACAGCCAGGCGCCUACCGUCCGCGACUGCGCCGGCGUGCGCUCCCAGCAGUGGCUGCUGCGCAACGUCACGCACGAGGCGCUCGCCUGAGCCCUGCGCCCGCAAGGCCUCGCCGUCCCCGCGUACCUUCACCGCCCGCCUGCCCACCCGCUUUCUCUGCUCCCUCUCCUCUUUAUUUUCCGUCCGCCUGCCUCGCCCUCGCCACCGGGAUUCCCUGCUCUCCUAGGUCGCGAAGUCGCCGGUUUCUUUGGGCCGUUGAUGCGGGCGGGCGGGCGGGCGGGCCGAGGAGUGGGAGCCGAGCUCUGCCCAGGGACACGAGCCGUGCCGACGGGUGCCUCCACUCGAUUGCGGUGGCGGCGGUGGCGGCGGCGGCGACCCCCGAAGGGAGGUGGGCGGGCGACGUGGCGGGACUGAAGGCGGUGCGGGAGCCGCCCCACGUCAGGGGACACUUUGCGAGGCUCUGCAAGAAGAGGCUCGCACGCGGCCGCGUCCGAGCCUGCCUGGGUGUGUGCGACACCGAGCGGGAAAGGAAGGGUAAAAGCAGCAGCAGCAGCAGCAAUCUUUCUGGAUGUGACUGAUUUAGAGAUUUUAUGACUCGUGAAUCGCUGACGAAGAUCAGAAGAGGAGGAGCGCCUGAUGCUGCCUCUCGCUGCCAAUGCAGAGAGUCGCUAAAUGCUUAUAUUUUCUACAGGCGGACUGUGUGACUGAUGCCCAUCGGUCUUGGCUGACGAUUGUUUGGUGUGUGUUUCUCCUGUUCGUAGGCGAGUGUCUUGGGCAGGGGGGUGGGGUGUUGUGUGAUUGGGAAGUGGGGAACACGAUUAAUAUACGUUUUUUUUUUUAUGUAGAACUGAUAACAGCUGGCUGGUAAUCAAAAGGCGAAGUAGCAUAGAAUCACUUGCAGGAAGGUAAUUUUUUACGAGACAAACAAAGUUAAAAGCAAGUUUCUCACACCAGUCCCCCGGUUAACGGCCACCGCACCCUGUCCAGAGCUGUGUCCUAUCCUCCGUUCCUCGCCGGUUCAUUGACUCUCGGCCAUGUUUACAUUAAUUUCACCGAGCAAUCAAAAUGAGUGCGUUUUGUUUAUUAUUGCUUUUUUACUUUGUUUCAUAAUGGCUGCAGCUUUUCUGUCACGGUGAUCAGCUUCGUUGUUAUGGGCGGGGGGGGGGGCGGUGUUUGUCUCUCAUGAUUUUGUAUGGUUAUUUUUAUCUGCCGGACAAUGAUGAUGAAGGACGAUGGCGAGAUAUCCAUGGCACCCAUGCGCCGCACGCGGACCUGAUUGAGAGGACUGUGACGCUCGCCAGACACGGAGAGAGACAGAGAGACAGCGCGCUCGGCUAAAAGCACAAUGGGAGCCUAUUUUACUCUUCACAAGCCAAGCUGCACCGCUUACACAGCACCGCCGCCUAGCGGUUAACAACCCCCUGAACGCUAAAUCAAAAAAACAUCUGCCUUCUCUUUGUUUUGCCUUCGCCAGGCACGAGGGAAUUUCACUUUUCUCAGUCCGUUAGUAAAAAUGCCCGGGCGCUUGGCCACACACAGGAGAUACGAGCGCCGCCUCGUCCGCCGUUGCCAUGGCGACGACGAUGUGAACGCCCCAUCGCCACGUGGCGUUUUUAUCACAACGGGGGGGGGGUGGAGG
Messenger RNA from Lethenteron reissneri (Far Eastern brook lamprey), 2662 nucleotides. Its product is annotated as polypeptide N-acetylgalactosaminyltransferase 13-like. The record is from RefSeq and is a predicted model, not a curated record. Gene Ontology annotation, biological process: protein O-linked glycosylation. Gene Ontology annotation, molecular function: polypeptide N-acetylgalactosaminyltransferase activity. NCBI's taxonomy places the organism in Eukaryota, Metazoa, Chordata, Hyperoartia, Petromyzontiformes, Petromyzontidae. Gene Ontology annotation, cellular component: Golgi apparatus.